Arctia plantaginis is the source of this 939-nucleotide messenger RNA. Lineage: Eukaryota; Metazoa; Arthropoda; Insecta; Lepidoptera; Erebidae. The record is from the annotation of a GenBank genome assembly.
AUGAAACAAAUAGUGUCAUCGUUUUAUUGCAACGGUGAAUAUCCUUCCACGGCUAAAAUUUUGAGUAGAGCAGUAGAAAGAAUUGACGGAUUCCAGUGUUCUAUUUCUUCUAUGCGUAAAAUACUCAUAGAACUUGGGUAUAAGUACACACAAGCUCCAGAUGGUCGUAAACAAUUGAUGGAAAGGACUGACAUCGUUUGUGCGCGGUUACAAUUCCUGAGAAAACUCAAGACCCUGAGAGAUAGUGAAGACACUAGACCUAGAAUUUAUUUAGAUGACUUGGUUUGUCAUGCAGGCUGCGCAAAGUAUGGUUUUAUACCCGAAGCCAGAUGGGUCUUCCGCGCUGUGAAGUCUCAGAACGAGGACUACCAUUCAGAAAUGAAUGCCAAAGGCUUCACACACUGGUUUACAAAGCUGCUGCAGAGUCUUGAAGAACCAUCAGUCAUCACAAUGGACAACGCACCCUACCACUCCCAGCAAAUAAAUCGGGCACCGACAUCAGCUAAUAAAAAGAGUGAAAUUCAGGAGUGGCUCCGCGAACACGGGAUUGAGCUUAGUGAUAGUGAGCUCAAGCCGGAUCUAUUACAAAAGGUGCAACGGAACCGACCAGAAAAAAUUUACGAAUUGGACCAGUUAGCUUUGGAGUCAGGACACGAAGUGAUUCGCUUACCACCUUACCAUUGCCAAUAUAACCCAAUUGAGUUGGUAUGGGCUCAAGCAAAAAAUGAAGUUGCCAGCAAAAACACAACUUUUAAAAUUGCAGACGUCGAAGUGCUACUGCAUGAAGCAAUUUCGAUCGUUUCGCAAAAGAACUGGGAAGAUUGUGUGAAGCAUGCAGAAAAACUCCAAGAGGAAGACUUGAAGAAAUCUCAUCUGGCAGAAGAAUUCGUAAUUCAUGUGGAUGACGAUGACUCUGAUGAUUCUGAUGUAGAAUUUUAA